ACAAUCAAAAAAGAUUACCUCCUUCAUCGAGGAUGUGACAGCCCUGGUUGGGUCUACGAGGACAGGGAUUCAGCAGCCCUUAAUUUUUGGCUGCGACGCUCUUACAUGGACUCUUAGUCUGAUAUAAAGACAACUCCUGGAACUGGACCUGAAAUCUCCUAUCAGUCACAGACUCCCACAGAGAAGAUGAAGACCAUAGUGAGGCUCCCCCUUCUGCUGUGUGCGGUUGGCUUGUGUGUGUAUAUGAGAGGGUACGUGUUGCAGGAACCUUUUCUGCAUCAAACCACCGGGGACUGUGAGAGCAAUUCAUCAGCAAAGGAUCCGUGGUUCAAUGAGCGUUUCAACAAAUCAGUUAAACUCUUUAUGUCUCCAAAUGACCGUCUACCAGAGCGAACCUUUCAGUGGUGGAGGCGCAUGCGGGGAGAAAAGGGUAACUUCAGUGUGUAUAAAGUGGCGGUGUCCGAGGCGUUUCAGGUCCUGCCUCACUCUCCUAACGUUCUGGAGCCGACCCCCCGGAGCUGCAGGAGUUGUGCUGUGGUCGGUAACUCUGUCAGCUUGAGGGGAUCACGUUAUGGACCUCUUAUAAACUUCCAGGAUCUUGUCUUUAGAAUUAAUGGUGGUAGGAUCAAAGGAUUUGAGGCGGACGUCGGGAACAAAACCACUCAUCACAUCAUGUUCCCUGAGAGUAUGCAGCACUUGGACAACACCACUCGUCUGGUCAUGUUUCCAUUCAAGACAGCUGAUAUCCGUUGGAUUGGGAAGGCCAUAUCCACAGGAUAUUACGGAACCCCACGCUUCAGAGCAAAGGUCAGAGCCAACAAGGAUUUGGCGAUGGUGGUCAACCCGGUCUUUAUGCAAUACGUCCAUGAAGCAUGGCUGGAAAAGAAGGGCCAUUAUCCUUCCACUGGAUUUAUGACUUUGGUUCUGGCCAUGCAUCUUUGUGAUGAGUUACACGUGUUUGGUUUUGGAGCAGAUGAAAAUGGAGACUGGAACCAUUACUGGUCCUUAAACGCUUGGAAGCUUAUCAAAACUGGAGGCCAUCCCGGAGCAUUUGAGUACCAAACCAUCGAGAAGCUGGGGGAGCAUCGAAUAAUCCGUUUUUAUCGUGGCUGGGGUCCUCAUGCUCUUCAUUUAAUGAACAAGGAGAGCAAAGUGUGAGGCUGAAGACAUGGGACUAAUUAUUCAUCAUCAGGGAUGUCAAAUGAGUCUUUCUAAGUUCUAAGUCGCAAUUAAUCAUACUUUUCAUUGAUGUUUGAAAUUCACAGUUUUUAUGCUUUUAUUUUGUAUUUUUGCUGGGGGUACUUUACUUGCUGUUUUAAUUGAACCCUGCUUUUAUUUUGAAAUAAAGUAAGGAACCAGAGUGACCACGCCCCUGUGUAGACAAAAACUGCCCUGAGAAUGUUUUGGUGGUAGAUUAGAAAACGUCAUAAAGGACAUAAGGAAAGGCGAUCGCGUUGCUCUGACAAUCCGACCACAUUUCCACUAGGCGACGUCAUUAAAUGCGACGGGCCGGCGGAGGUUAAUGACAUGGGUCCGCCGUGUUGAAACUAC
Labrus bergylta (ballan wrasse) is the source of this 1551-nucleotide messenger RNA. Lineage: Eukaryota; Metazoa; Chordata; Actinopteri; Labriformes; Labridae. The record is from RefSeq and is a predicted model, not a curated record.